This is a messenger RNA of Gadus chalcogrammus (walleye pollock), 1176 nucleotides long. RefSeq names its product opioid receptor, kappa 1 (gene oprk1). Lineage: Eukaryota; Metazoa; Chordata; Actinopteri; Gadiformes; Gadidae. Bases 1 to 1176 code for a protein of 391 amino acids. The transcript is spliced from 3 exons. Gene Ontology annotation, biological process: G protein-coupled opioid receptor signaling pathway; sensory perception of pain; neuropeptide signaling pathway. Gene Ontology annotation, cellular component: neuron projection; membrane. Gene Ontology annotation, molecular function: dynorphin receptor activity; neuropeptide binding. The record is from RefSeq and is a predicted model, not a curated record.
AUGGACACCGACGUCGUGCACAUCUUCAAAGAGGACAGGUGUCGCUCGGCGUCCGGCCGCCCCGAGGAGUGCGGGUCCGACUUAACUUGGCAGCCCGACCUCUCGGACGAGAUGUUGUUCAACUACACGGCCAACGAGACGUGGGACGGCGAGCCGGACUUCAUGUCCCCCAUCAUCACUAUCAUAGCCGCGGUGUACUCCAUAGUGUUCGUGGUGGGCUUGGUGGGCAACUGCCUGGUGAUGUAUGUCAUCAUUAGAUACACCAAGAUGAAGACGGCCACAAACAUCUACAUCUUCAACCUGGCGGUGGCCGACGCACUGGUCACCACCACCAUGCCCUUCCAGAUCACCGACUACCUGCUGCACUCCUGGCCCUUCGGCCGCGUGCUCUGCAAGGUGUUCAUCUCCAUCGACUACUACAACAUGUUCACCAGCAUCCUCACGCUCACCAUGAUGAGCGUGGACCGCUACGUGGCCGUGUGCCACCCCGUCAAGGCGCUGGACUUCCGCACGCCCCUCAAGGCCAAGCUCAUCAACGUGGCCAUCUGGGCGCUGUCCUCCGCCGCCGGCAUCCCCGCCAUGAUCCUGGGGAGCACGCAGACCCAUAAUGGCAGCACGGAGUGUGCCCUUCAGUUCCCCGAGCCCUACUCCUACUGGGACACCCUGAUGAAGGUGUGCGUGUUCGUGUUCGCCUUCGUGGUGCCACUGGUGGUCAUCAGCGUCUGCUACACGCUGAUGCUGCGGCGGCUGAAGAGCGUGCGCAUGCUGUCGGGCUCGCGCGAGAAGGACCGAAACCUGCGCCGCAUCUCGCGGCUGGUGAUGGUGGUGGUGGCGGUGUUCGUGGUGUGCUGGACCCCCAUCCACAUCUUCAUCCUGGUCAAGGUGCUGGUGCCCUCCGUGCCCGAGACCACGGCGGUGAUGGCGGCCUACUUCUUCUGCGUGGUGCUGGGCUACACCAACAGCAGCCUCAACCCCAUCCUCUACGCCUUCCUGGACGAGAACUUCAAGAGGUGCUUCAGGGACUUCUGCUGCGUGCCCGGAGCCUGGGGACUGGGGGGGGGCCGGGACGGGUUCAACGGCGGCAGCGGGGGCAGCGGCCGCGUCCGCAGCACGCUCAGAGAGCACUCCUGCCCCGCCGGUAACCGUGGCGACAGGAGGCAGGGGCGUCCCGUAUGA